AUGAUGAGGGAAAUGAUGCAGAAGUUCUCAGAUGGGCGAUCAGCCUAUGCCACAGAACAUUUGGAUCUAGUAUCAAGAACUACUGAGAAAUCGCCUUUCUCGAAAUGGAUUCAGAACGAGCCAAAGCCUCGAGACUUCAUCAUCCCUUCCUUGCUUGCGUUCAAUGGAAAGGGAGACCCACUAAACCAUUUAUUCCAAUUUCAACAGAAGAUGGUAUUAGAAGCUAAUAACGAAGCCAUUCAAUGCAAAGUCUUUUCAACGACUUUCUCCGGGCCAGCUCUAUUAUGGUUCCAACAAUUAAAGCCCGGGUCACUCAACAGUUUUAGUGAUCUCCGACGGAACUUCUUACAGCAAUACAGUGCAAACCGAGAGGCACCCAGAACAAUGGCCGAUCUCUAUCGGAUUGAACAGGGGGAGAAUGAACAUCCGAAAGCAUACUUACAGCGUUUCAUUAACCUCGUGCAUCAAAUCCACGACGUCGACCCACUCACUGCAGCAAAUCUCUUCGUCAAAAGCUUGCAGGUGGGAUCUCUCUUACAUGAGAAUCUCACCAUGACACCACCAUACGACAUGGCAGACGUGCAUACCCGAGCCGAGGGCGUCUUCAGGGUCCUGGAAUUUCGAGAAUGCGCACAGAAGAAAUAUGCACUCAUCUCUGCUCCGCCAAAAAAUAAUCCUCCACCACCUGCUAGGGAUGACAAGAGGAAGCGGAACCAAACAGAUCUCACGAAGGAAGGAAAAAGGCCAAGACAGGAUCGACAGUCAUCACGAUACCCGUCUUUCGAAUACACCGUCCCGCAAGAAGUCAUUUAUGAAGAAAAUAAAGACAGGCCUAUCUGGCGAGAGCCCUACAAAAUUACCACUCACGAUACCCGUCUUUCGAAUACACCAUCCCACAAGAAGUCAUUUAUGAAGAAAAUAAAGACAGACCUAUCUGGCGAGAGCCCUACAAAAUUACCACUCCUUUUGACAGAAGGGAUAAAAGCAGAUAUUGUCUCUUCCACAAAGAUCAUGGUCAUACGAUCGCUGAAUGCCACAACUUGA
Molecule: messenger RNA, 1044 nt
Organism: Humulus lupulus (European hop)
Lineage: Eukaryota; Viridiplantae; Streptophyta; Magnoliopsida; Rosales; Cannabaceae
Exons: 1
Coding region: 1-1044 (347 amino acids)
Source: RefSeq, a predicted model, not a curated record